Messenger RNA from Cylicocyclus nassatus, 351 nucleotides. NCBI's taxonomy places the organism in Eukaryota, Metazoa, Nematoda, Chromadorea, Rhabditida, Strongylidae. The record is from the annotation of a GenBank genome assembly.
AUGCCGGUUCUUUCUCUGGCAUAUCAUGAAAAUCUGAAUCCAGUAGAGUCAUCGUUUCGUCAUGAUUUUCGUCACCAUCAUAACAGUCUGACAGGCGCUGUGAAGAAGAGUUUUGCCGAAUAUGUGCAAUCACAUCACGUGCUGGUUGCUAACCGCAUAUACAUGCUCAUCGCCAAGCUGCUUAUCUGGUUGCGUCUUGAGUCUGGUCUCCACCAAAAAAAGGACUGCCUGUUCUUCAUUGAUAACGGACCGAAACGGAAUAUCACUGCACGUCAAUUAGCUCGACGUCUCUCCAAACAUUAUGGAGUAGCUGUGCAUGAGGUAAGAAUCUCUAUAAUAGUUGAUUUAUAA